GUGCUGCCCGCUAUUGAAGUUGAAUAAACAUUUUGGUUACGGAAGUCGUUAGAAAAUUUAACUACCAACCAUUGUUAAAAUAAUAUUUCAGUUUCAGUUUGUGUAGUGAUUUCAUAUCUGGCGGGAAAAAAGAUUCUAAGCCAAUGCAACCAUAAAUAAGCUGUCACAAAGAGAGAAAGAAAAUGGAAACGAUUUGGUGCUCAGUUCUGAUGUUUUUAUUGUUAAUUAUACGAAAAAAUGGUUUGUGUCAGAACUUUGCUGAGAGCGUCAACACUAGAUACGAUGUCGAGUCGAAUGAACCGCAGUUUAUAACGAAGGGUCAUUUAUAUCGGGCAGUUGUAGGCGAUACUAUCGUUCUACCAUGUAAAGUAAAAAAUCUUGGUUCAUAUAUUUUGCUUUGGCGACGCAGCGCAGCUGUUCUGACGGCAGCAAAUUUUAUGGUCACAAGAGACGUACGUUUGACAAUGGUUGAUGGCUUCAACUUGCAAAUAUCGAGUGUUAAAAUAUCGGAUGCGGGAGACUAUGUUUGCCAAAUUGGUGGUCAGGAACCUAAAGACCAGAUUCAUACAUUAGAAAUUCUCGUGCCUCCGACAAUUCGCACGAUACCGGAUCAUGGACUUGUGUCUGCAAAACAAGGGAGUACAGUUCAUCUCGAAUGUAAAACAUCAGGAAAUCCCGUGCCGAUGAUUCAUUGGUUCAGAAAGCACUCAUCAAUGCCGCUUGGGGAAGGUGCAUUGUUAACAUUAGAGCAAGUGGGUCGACAACAUGCUGGAACGUAUCAAUGCAAGGCGGAAAAUGGAGUUCGAGAUGCAGUUUAUGGAGAAAUCAUAUUAAAAGUCCUAUCACCACCGGACAUUACUGUUGAAAAGGCUUGGGUUCAUGCUGCUGAAGGAUGUGACGUUGAACUCAUUUGUACAUUGCACAGUGAUGCAAAUUCUGAUUUAAUAUGGUAUCAAAACUCAUUUAUGUUGGAGCCGACAGAUCGUCGAUCAAUUUUCACAAAAGGCAACAAAAACUUUUUGAGAAUCCAACAUUUCAACAAGAACGAUUUCGGCAACUACAGUUGUGUGGCUGACAAUUCCCUAGGCCGCACAAAGAAGUACAUUGAAGUGUCGGGACGUCCAGGGCCAACAGUCUUCUUGUCAACACAGUACAGCAAUCAUUUGGAUCGCUACAACUUAACUUUCAAAAUUGAAUCACUUUCGGAACUUGAUGAAAUAAAGCUGUUGUAUCGAAAAUUGAUGAUGAACGAAACUUAUCAGAAACCGGGGAAAUGGGACGAACUGAUUCUCUAUCCAUCAGUAUUGCGCUAUGAUUCACGCCACUUUGUCAUGUCAUAUAUCAUUAGGCAGUUAGAGCAUAAUUCCGUUUAUGAGGUGAUGGUUCAAGCGAAGAAUCGCUACGGGUGGAAUGAGGUCAGCGAUAUUCAUCAGUUCCACACUAGAAAUUACGGAUAUCGAUUUGAAGACAACGAUUUAGGCAUAAGCUCGAUAUCACUCUCAAGUAAAGCAAUCAAUAUUGAACCCUUAACGUCUAGACAUUUUCUACUCAUUUUUGGAAUUCUUCUUCAUGUGAUAAUAAAAGCUUAGAUUCUUUUUCAAUGUGCUUUUAGUGAAAAUUUUGUGUAAUAAAUGAUAUCAGAAAAACUU
Messenger RNA from Clunio marinus, 1649 nucleotides. The record is from the annotation of a GenBank genome assembly. NCBI's taxonomy places the organism in Eukaryota, Metazoa, Arthropoda, Insecta, Diptera, Chironomidae.